Molecule: messenger RNA, 686 nt
Organism: Stegastes partitus (bicolor damselfish)
Lineage: Eukaryota; Metazoa; Chordata; Actinopteri; Pomacentridae
Gene: commd7
Product: COMM domain containing 7
Exons: 8
Coding region: 64-510 (148 amino acids)
Biological process (GO): tumor necrosis factor-mediated signaling pathway; negative regulation of DNA-templated transcription
Molecular function (GO): NF-kappaB binding
Source: RefSeq, a predicted model, not a curated record
ACGGGCGGACCCGGAAGUCCGGCGGACAGUUUUGGAGAGAAGCUGCGGAUUGAAAACAACAAGAUGCAGCUUCACUUCAGCAAAGACGUUUUGCCGGAUUCUGUCAGCAGCGACUUCCAGAACCUGAACAAGCUGAACGAGCAGCAAAGAGCUCUGAAGAAGAACCUGACGGCCGAGCAGAUCAGAGAAGACCUGCUGACUUUAGGACUCGGAGACGACAAGGCGGCUCACUUCUCACAGCAGUGGGCCGAGCACCAGGCCGCUCUGUGCCGACUGGCUCUGGGACAGACGCUGACGGUCAACCAGCUGGUGGACAUGGAGUGGAAGUUUGGAGUGACGGUUGGAACCAGCGAAAUCCAGAAAGUGGGAAACAUCUUCCUGCAGCUGAAGCUGGUGGUCAGAAAGGGGAACUCCACGGAGAACGUCUACAUGGAACUGACGCUGCCUCAGUUUUAUAACUUCCUGCACGAGAUGGAGCGAGCCAAGGCCAGCAUGGAGUGUUUCAGCUGAGUGUGUGUGUUCACGUUUUAAGUGUAUAUAAAUCAUUUUUCUGACUGUGUGUGUGUGUGUGUGUGUGUGGCCGCCGAGUGACUGAAGCUAGACACAAAGGAGCUAAUUUUGUAAUUCCCCUCCAGACGUUCACACUGAAAUCCGCCAACAGACACAAAUAAAAAGAAAAAAGUCGA